Molecule: messenger RNA, 1056 nt
Organism: Hydatigera taeniaeformis
Lineage: Eukaryota; Metazoa; Platyhelminthes; Cestoda; Cyclophyllidea; Taeniidae
Source: the annotation of a GenBank genome assembly
AACGGUGGUGUGGGUGGAGAGGGAGGAGCUGACACGCUGUCUUUGGUUCCACCAUUUGAUUGUCAAAUUCACCUUCGUACCACAAAUUCUCGGAUCGCGAGGCAUUUAGCAAGGCAACCCCAAAUAGUCACGUUAGCCGCGAAUGCACAAAGUGACAGGAACUCUCUUCCUCGAGCGUGGAUGUCGUCAGGCGUUAGAUCAAAAGACACAAGUCCUACUGCGGUGGUGGCAUUGAAUGCUUUCAACCAAUGCGCAAAUUCACCAAUUUUAUGGGGAUCGCGUGUAGUGGCGAAGAAAUCGGGACCGUCGGACACCAUGGUGUAUCAGUUCAACGGUGACAUUGAUGCAAUUAUCAGACACGGUUCCGAGUCUCGAGGUCUAAACCUUGCAAAAGGCAGAUGCAUUGACACCUUAGGCCGCAUUUGGGGCAGUCCAUGCAGGCAGGAGGGAAAAUACGUCUACCUCACUGUGACCGAUGUGAGAGCGCAAGACUUAAUUUUUAUGAUUGACAAGAAUCCCUAUUCUGGAUUGGCCUCAGCAGCCUACUUUGUGCCCAAAUGCGAAUUUCCACCACCCGCUAAAGAUGAGGUGGAUCUGAGGACGUCGUUUCCAUUUUCACGCUUCGUCCAUGGCAUGGAGUCGUUUAAGGUUGACUUUGCUAUUCAAGGCGCAAACAGUAAUUCGCCGGUACGUCGAUUCACUUUUUCUCACUUUGACAAUUUUGUUUUUUUUUUGCCAUUUUUAAAAAUCCACUGUGAACUUCUUCUUAACCAAAAUGCAAAGAACCUCCUCUCACCUCCUACUUAUUUGUGCAUCAUAUCAAUGCAGGUUGACUUUUCUGUCAACGGAAAACGUCAGUGCUCGUGGUCCGGAAUCGAGCUUAACCUCAAUGCAGGCAACUUUUGUGCCAACAUGCAGAGGGAUGAACAGACCAAUUUGCGAAUAUUUCAUGGCGUAUUUCCAAGGAAAACCAACGUGACACGUGAAAGUUUUACAUUUUCAAACAAUAGGACGUUUGUGGUUGUUUCUAUCGACUACACACAAACUGGUACGUGA